GCGAAUACCGAUUCCAGCUCCUUGCCCAGACAGUUCUGUCUGCGCCUCCUGCCCGCUGUUUGCCUCGCCCCGCCUCGAGUCCCUGCGGCAGUCUCCCGUCUCUAGGGCGGGCUGUUCGCCUUGACAUGGUACGCCAUGCCCUCAUCUAAGGAUCGGGAUGUCGACGUCGACGAAGGCUCGCGCGAAAAGCGACAUCGACCCAAGACAGAGCGAAAGGAUCGCGACCGCGACCGAGACCGGGAGAAAGAUCGGGAUCGACCCAAGGAUCGAGAUCGCGACGUUGAGCGCGACGCCAAGGACUCUCCGUCCCACCGUCACCACCGAUCUUCGAGAUCAUCCAAGCUGAGGCCAACCGACAGCGAUACCCACUCUCGUUCCCACCGCCGUCACCGCCCCAAAGAUAUGGAGAAAGACGAAAUCAACUACCGCCCCCCCGCCGCCAGCUCCAUGACGGAUCUAGUACCCGAGCUCACGAGGGGCAUAGACAGCGAGCGAGGGAGCGCGCCUUAUCCGUCCUUUAGCAAGGCACAUAGCAAGGAGUUCCUCCAUAGCAGGGACAAUGUGUCAGCUCCUGCUGCUCGGCGGACCGACCCCCUCACGCCAGAGGCGACCGACAUUGGAGGAGGCAGCGAUAUGAGGAGGUCCAAGUCGGCAGACUCGCCUCCUGCAACACGCAAAGCGUCCUCUUCUCGUAAAACCUCACGCCAAGAUGACAGGCCGCCGUCCCCACCCGAGACUGAUUUGGCUGGACAGAAGGAGAGACCCGGGACACCCCUAUCCACAAGGGAAGGGGGGCACCUUGAUCCGAGGUCCGGAUCCAGAAACUCGUCUUGGGUCUCGAGGUCGACGUCAAAGAAUGAAGUCAAGUCAAGAGUUUCGAAGGCGUCGAGUCAGGCCACCUUUAUACUGCAGCCAGCCACCGAGAACCAUGACCGUGAUGGACUCGGGGCAGCUGCAUCUUCGGUCCAGUCAAGCUCUGCGGCAACAUCAGUCCCUCUCAAGCGAAGCGUAUCUGUUCCUCCCCCAAGGCCACCACCUAUCAAGGUCGAUUCUUCGCCCGAAUCAGCUGUUGACUCAUCACCGAAAACACCUACUCAGACACCACAGUUUCCGCCAUCCAUCAUUCCCAACGAAACGGAGCACACUAAAUUUGAGAUAUCGUCGUCCGAUGUACCUACUCCUUCAGCUACUCCAGCACAUGUCCUUGUUCAUGGUCCGCCACCACCACCACCGCCGCCGCCGCCUCCCAUUAGCAUCCAAGAUGUUCCACGGGUCGACUACCUCAUGCAAAACGGUGGUUUGCCACAUCCUGUCCCGAAGACGUUCCUGGCGGUGCUGCCGCGGCAGAAUGGCACUCGGCCGUCCAACCCGCCACUCCAGGGUCCUGAGACGCUUUUUGCGCCCUUCUUUAAUCUCCUGAACCAGUAUCAGACGGUGAUUUCGGGUCAUGGCUCCAUUGCUGUGGCAACUGGCCACCAAACCAUUGCCCGUCGGCUGUUGAAUCGGCUUGAGAAUGUCUUCUUACGAGAUUUGUCCCCAGAUGGCUGCUACUGCGUCAUGUGUGACCGCUCGGAAGAACAACAUAGGGGCCUCGGAUGGGGUGAGGUGCUUGAACGGGUCAGUGGUCGGACAGACUUGCCGCCGUGGCCUCCCUUUGAUCUUGCAUUGCUGGGGACCAAGGCGACCGAGGGCCUGGUGGAUGUUCCACCGCGACCGGCAUCACCAGUUAAGAUGGACCCUGAUAUCGCCGAGGAGUUCAGAGAACAUUACCUUCGUCAGUCGAAGCGGGUGAGAGCGGCCGUUGACAAAUGGAUGGCCAACUGUGACAAAUCCCCUGCUCCCCCGCCACAGGAAGUUGAUGACGAGACCCUGACAUUUGCAAUCCUUACCAACCUCGACCCCGAGGACAGGCCGUACUUCAAUGCCCUCUUGUCAGGUUCCCGAGAGCUUCUUCCGGCAACUCGUGCACCUACGCCCAUUCGCAAGCCUCGCAACGACUUUGUGGUAAAGUCGGGGCUGUCGAUACAAAGGUUGUACCGACUACCGCAAGUACCUCGCGACGCCGAGACGGCCAUGUACCUCGUCAAGAACCCAGCCAUGCACAAUCUUCUACAUACAAUCUCGGACAUCAACCCGUCCGAGUGGGAGAUAUUAAUUUCCGGCCGGUUUGACGGGUUUCUGUGGUCUGGCGCCGAGGACGACGGGAUCCCGUUUGGGGAAGGGCCAUCUCGCAUGGCCACUCCAGCAAGUGGUAUUUUUCCGUCAUCUCGUGUCAUGAGCCCCGGGAUGAGCCGUCCUGUUAUAGGGGGGUCGAGGAAUCCUACCCCAUUCGGGCCCUACUCGCGUGGCCCCACUCCCGCGUCGUUUAUCAGCGGAGUGUCGGCCGCAUCGUCAUCGUACCCAAGUCGCGCGGCGGUCUCACAUGACGAGGAGACGGAGAUAGCAGUCAUCGCCGAAAUUGAACGUGAGAUAUUCAACGGCAUGGAAGCGCUCGAGGAUGCCUUCGAGCGGCUACACGACCAGGCCUUAACGGUGCGCGCCAACCUGCGGCGGCGCGGUGCUGCCCUCUCCAUGAGCUUGCAGCAGCGCCGCGGACUUGGCGGCCGGGCCAUCGACGUCCUGCCGCUCUCCGGGUCGAGCGGCGCGUAUGACCGUCCCGCCUGGGCCGACGAGGAGAGCAUAGAUGGGGAAAGCGAAUGGGGUGGCGAUGAUGUCAGUGAGCUAGCCCCGGACGACUCGGCAAGCCAAAUCAGCAGCAAUCGACUGCGGCGGCCGAAGCGGAGGAGGGAAAGGGCGACGCCCGCCCCUAUCGAGGAGGAAGAUGAGCAGUGACGGAAAGUUUGAUGAAAACAGAAAAGAGCAGAAUGGCUUUCUUUCCUUUUUGGGUUGUCGUUUUUGUCCAUUUCGAAACAUUGGCCCCGUCAAAUAAAUAAAAAUUGGAGACACUGGCGUGGAUUUGUUGGUUUCGUGUUUCGACUGUUUCUUAAUGCUUGGGUUGGUUUUUCUUCCGGUUUUUUUGUCGUCAUUGCGAGGCAUGGUGGGGCGAGGCAAGGCAUUGCAGGAUACGUCAAUUGCUAAGGGCAAAGGGAAGGCGUGUUUUUAUAACUUUUUUGCGCCUCUCCAUAUAUGUCUCUCUUGAAAUAUGGUAGGAAUAUGUGUCCAUGUUAUUGUCUAUUUUCGUUGCAUUUUAGGUUUCGCCACGAGUAAAUACUCGUGGAUUCUGGGGCUCCUUCACAUGCUCGCUGGUAGAUGUCAUAGGCGGGUUUAACAGAAUGGACCACAUAAGGACGAGGAUUACA
Lasiosphaeria miniovina is the source of this 3299-nucleotide messenger RNA. RefSeq lists its product as uncharacterized. NCBI's taxonomy places the organism in Eukaryota, Fungi, Ascomycota, Sordariomycetes, Sordariales, Lasiosphaeriaceae. Gene Ontology annotation, cellular component: nucleus. Bases 136 to 2832 code for a protein of 898 amino acids. Gene Ontology annotation, molecular function: DNA binding. The transcript has a single exon. The record is from RefSeq and is a predicted model, not a curated record.